UGUGUUUGAUCCGUUCUCGCCGACGAGAAGCGUUAGCCAGGUGCUGAAUCUGAUGGACCAGUUUAUGGAGAAUCCUCUGUUAUCAGCUACGCGAGGCAUGGGAGCUUCAGGAGCUCGUCGUGGUUGGGAUAUAAAAGAGAAAGACGAUGCUCUGUACCUGAGGAUCGACAUGCCUGGACUGAGCAGAGAGGAUGUGAAGCUAGCUAUGGAGCAGGACACUCUGGUGAUUCGCGGAGAAGGGAAGUACGAAGAAGAUGGUGGUGACGGUGAAGGAGGAGAGAGCGGGAGCAGGAAGUUCACGAGCAGGAUUGGAUUGCCGGAGAAGAUUUACAAAAUCGAUGAGAUCAAGGCGGAGAUGAAGAACGGAGUUUUGAAAGUUGUGGUUCCGAAGAUGAAAGAAACAGAGCGUAAAGAUGUUCGUCAGAUCGAUAUCAACUAAAAAAAAACGUCGUCGUUUUCUUUAGUGUUGUUUUGUUGAUAUGUCUUUUGAAUAAAAGUGUGUAUGGUCGAUGUUGAAAGACUUGACUGAAGGAAGGAUUCCUCUUUUUACGUUUCUUGAAACGGUGGUUUUUGUCUUUGCUUA
This is a messenger RNA of Camelina sativa (false flax), 583 nucleotides long. The record is from RefSeq and is a predicted model, not a curated record. Lineage: Eukaryota; Viridiplantae; Streptophyta; Magnoliopsida; Brassicales; Brassicaceae.